This is a messenger RNA of Eublepharis macularius, 2944 nucleotides long. RefSeq names its product glycogen synthase kinase 3 beta (gene GSK3B). The transcript has 12 exons. Gene Ontology annotation, biological process: regulation of neuron projection development; extrinsic apoptotic signaling pathway in absence of ligand; negative regulation of canonical Wnt signaling pathway. The coding region runs from base 671 to 1972 and encodes 433 amino acids. NCBI's taxonomy places the organism in Eukaryota, Metazoa, Chordata, Lepidosauria, Squamata, Eublepharidae. Gene Ontology annotation, molecular function: ATP binding; protein serine/threonine kinase activity; beta-catenin binding. The record is from RefSeq and is a predicted model, not a curated record. Gene Ontology annotation, cellular component: cytoplasm; glutamatergic synapse; nucleus.
AUGAGGAGGAGCCGCAGCAGCAGCCGCCGCCGGCCCGCCUCGUCCCCGCGCUGAGGGGAAGAAAGAGCCCGACUGAGGGAAGAAAGGGAGAGCCGCCCCGGCCCGGCCGCCGCCCCGCCCGCCUUUCUCCUCGCCCGGCCCCGCGGGGACCGCCGCCCCUUCGUCCGCCUCGUCCGUUGUUCCUCCGCCGGGGCAAAUAGUCCGGCGCCUCCCCACCGGGAGGGGGGCCUGCACUGCCGCCGCCUCGGGCGCCCGCCCGCCUGGCCGAGGGGCAGCCGAGAAGCCGCCGCGUCCCUUCCACGCCCCCCCCGUCCCAGCCUCGCCUCAGAAACGGGCCGGGGGCGGGCGGCCGGCCUGGGCCGAGCAGCAGGAGGAGGAGGAGGCCGCGGGACCCCCGGCUGCUGCUGCCGCUGCCGCUGCUGGCCCUGAUGGGCAGGAGGAGGCGGAGGGUGGCGGAGGGCCUGCCGGCGUGCUAAAGCCCGAGGGACGAAGCCCGAGGGGGCCGCGGGACUGGUGCGCCCCGGGUGGGCCCGGGGCAGGACCGCGGCGCCCCUGCCUCUCUUGCCGCGCCUCAGGAGGAGGAGGAGGAGGAGGAGGAGGAAGAGCGAGGCCCGAGGAAGGGGACGAGCGAGCCGGGCUGGGCCGGGCCGGGGCCUGAGCGCCAGCAGCCAUGUCGGGCCGGCCCAGAACCACCUCCUUUGCGGAGAGCUGCAAGCCGGUGCAGCAGCCCUCGGCCUUUGGCAGCAUGAAAGUUAGCCGAGAUAAAGAUGGCAGCAAAGUGACCACAGUGGUAGCAACUCCUGGACAAGGCCCAGACAGGCCUCAAGAAGUUAGUUAUACAGACACCAAGGUGAUUGGAAAUGGAUCUUUUGGUGUUGUAUAUCAAGCCAAACUCUGUGAUUCGGGAGAGCUGGUUGCCAUUAAGAAAGUUCUGCAAGACAAGAGAUUUAAGAAUCGAGAGCUUCAAAUCAUGAGAAAGCUCGAUCACUGUAACAUUGUCAGAUUGCGUUAUUUCUUUUACUCCAGUGGAGAGAAGAAGGAUGAGGUAUAUCUUAAUUUGGUCUUGGACUACGUUCCUGAAACAGUGUACAGAGUUGCCAGGCAUUAUAGUCGGGCCAAACAGACACUCCCGAUGAUAUUUGUGAAGUUGUACAUGUAUCAGCUAUUCCGAAGUUUAGCCUAUAUCCAUUCCUUUGGAAUAUGCCAUCGGGAUAUAAAACCACAGAACCUUUUGCUGGACCCUGACACAGCUGUCCUAAAGCUCUGUGAUUUUGGAAGUGCAAAACAGCUGGUCCGUGGAGAACCGAACGUCUCUUACAUCUGUUCUCGGUACUAUAGGGCACCAGAGUUGAUCUUUGGAGCCACUGAUUAUACCUCCAGUAUAGAUGUUUGGUCAGCAGGCUGUGUAUUGGCAGAACUAUUACUAGGACAACCAAUUUUCCCAGGUGAUAGUGGUGUGGAUCAGCUGGUGGAAAUAAUCAAGGUCCUUGGAACCCCUACAAGAGAACAAAUUAGAGAAAUGAAUCCAAACUACACCGAAUUUAAAUUUCCUCAGAUUAAGGCACAUCCAUGGACUAAGGACUCGUCAGGAACAGGACAUUUCACCUCAGGAGUCCGGGUCUUCCGGCCCCGCACUCCACCCGAAGCAAUAGCGCUCUGUAGCCACCUGCUUGAAUAUACUCCUACUGCACGUCUGACCCCGCUGGAAGCGUGUGCACACUCUUUCUUUGAUGAAUUACGGGACCCAAACAUCAAACUACCGAGUGGGCGAGAGAAACCUGCGCUCUUUAACUUCACUACUCAAGAACUCUCAAGUAAUCCAUCUUUGGCAUCAACCCUCAUACCUGCUCAUGCUCGGAAUCAAGCCGCUGCUUCCACUCCUACAAAUGCUCCAGCAGCCUCAGAUGCGAAUGCAGGAGACCGAGUUCAGACCAAUAACGUCGCUUCGGCAUCUGCCUCCAACUCCACCUGAACUGGUCACAAGCAGCAACUUGUACAGAACAAUCGCCAGUAACUUGAGUCUUGCUCAGCAAACACUGGUCACAUUUGGAAAGAAAAUUAAAAAGAGGAAAAAAAAAACCCUGUUCAUUAUAGUGUUCAAUUUUUUAUUAUUGUUGUUCUUAUUUAACCUUGUAAAAUACCUAUAAAUACAAACCAGUUUCAUUGUAUCCUCAUUCUCUGCGGGCUCUUUCGGGCAGGGGAUAGGUAGAGUGGGAAGAGGAGAAGUGGAGCAAUAGACCACGCCAAUGUAUCUUCCCAUGACAAUCUUUUAAUUUCAACAAUUGCUGUUUAUCUGCGUCAGAAUCAGGAAUCGUGUUUCAUGCCCCUCCCACAACAAAAAGAAGGAAAAUUCUCCAUCUGCUGAAGCUCCUUUUUAAAGCCUUGUGUUUUUAAGUGAAGUUUCAACUUUUGGUAUAGUGCACAACUUGAAUUUGGUCAGGAGCUUAGCAGGAAUUGCUUAGCUUGAAUUUUGUACACAGGAGACCUUAACUCUCAUUGAAUUUGGGUUGGAAGGAAGGAAAGAAGGGCAAGAGAGGUGCUAAAAUAUGCUGGAUUGCCAAAGGGAACGGAGUGUGUGUGUGGUACUUCGUGAAUAAUGCUUGGAACUGUUAGGCGUAGACCUUGAUCAUAAAUUCUGUUCUAGCAUUGGGGAAAUCCUGUAGCUAUGUAUGUUACAUAUAUACACACAAACUAUCAGCUUGAACUAAUAGGCUUGUUCAUCUAACCUACGAUGUAUGUUUGGACCUGGACAUUCAAGGAUAUGUGAAGCACAAAAAAAAAGAUGGCCAGUGACUUGUCUCCUUCAGCAGAGAGGUAGACAUAAUCCUCCCGGUGCAGGAAACGGCUUGAAAGCCACUGCCAGCAUUAAAACACUUCUGCACCCCAAUGUGUACCCCAUUUCUGAUUCUAAACUGGCUUCUUUACCCGAGAAGCAAAUAGGAAA